AUGUGGCGCGCGGGCGCCGCAGCGCACAUCGAUUGCUGCUACCUGAGCCUCGGCCACGUGCGGCGCCGUCCGCCAGUCCCGGCGCGCUCGCCGGCCCGCCGCCCGCCGCGACCUGCAACAGCCACCCGCGUCCCCGUCCGCCGAGUGCCGUCCGCACGCACGACAUGUGACCCGCCCGCGCUCGCCCCGUCGCUCAUCAAUGGAUUGCCUGAGGUGACCUGUGCCCGGAUUCCGCCGCCGACGUCCCCGCCGGUUACGUACUUGUCUCCAUUCAACGUAAGGCUGUUCGUAUUGUCGACGAUCCUAAACUCGCAGAUGGUAUGGAGCCCCUUAGCCUAUGGGGAGACGUUGGCUCUCUGUGUGUGUUCUACCGUCUUUAUAAUCGAGAGUGCUCCGAGGAAUGGCUCUCUAUGUUUGUUCUUCCUGUGGGGAGUGCUCUGAGGAACUUUUGGAACUGGUGCCUUCGUCUCG
This is a messenger RNA of Hyposmocoma kahamanoa, 471 nucleotides long. RefSeq lists its product as uncharacterized. Lineage: Eukaryota; Metazoa; Arthropoda; Insecta; Lepidoptera; Cosmopterigidae. The transcript is spliced from 2 exons. The record is from RefSeq and is a predicted model, not a curated record. Bases 1 to 441 code for a protein of 146 amino acids.